AUGCCUGUUACCAAGUUUUCGACGCCUGAGAAGUAUGAGUACCUCAAUGGCUUUGAUUCGUUCCACGAAUCUGAGUCUAUCAAGGGAGCGCUGCCUAUAGGCGCAAACUCACCCCAAAAGCCUCCUUAUGGCCUGUACGCAGAGAAGCUCUCUGGUACAGCAUUUACAGCUCCUAGGCAUGAGAACCGCCAAACAUGGCUGUACCGCAUCCUCCCCUCUGCCUCACAUUCAAGGUACAAACGCUUCAGUGAUCCUUCAUCCCCGAUUCUUAAAGCAAAAUUGAACUAUGAGCCCCAGCAACUACGCUGGGACCCCUUCGACAUUGAUGAAAACGUCGAUUGGGUUCGUGGUCUAAAGCUCGUCUCCGGCGCAGGCGAUCCCACUGUUAAGUCCGGUCUUGGAAUCUACGUCUUCGCUGCGGGAAGGGACAUGGACGCCAACACAGCGAUGUACUCGUCUGACGGAGAGAUGCUCAUCGUUGCGCAGCAUGGAGUUUUGGAUAUCCAGACCGAACUGGGACGAUUGCUCGUGAGACCGAAUGAGAUUGCUAUUAUUCCUAGGGGAGUGAGAUAUAGGAUCACGCUACCUGAGGGACCGGUGAGAGGGUAUAUUCUCGAGCUGUAUCAGGGACACUUUCAACUGCCAGAGCUGGGACCUAUUGGAUCGAACUGUCUGGCGAACCCGAGAGACUUUCAGAUCCCUGUCGCGGAUUUUGAUGAGGAUACGAAGAUCUACCCAUAUAAAUACGACCUAGGCCGUUUCUCCGUCAUCGGCAGCACAUCCUUCGAUCACCCCGACCCCUCCAUCUUCACCGUCCUCACCGGCCCAUCUGACCAUCCCGGCACCGCCAUCGCCGACUUUGUAAUCUUCCCUCCGCGCUGGCUCGUGCAAGAAGACACAUUCCGCCCGCCGUGGUACCACCGCAACACUAUGUCCGAGUUCAUGGGAUUAAUCUGCGGACAGUACGAUGCCAAGACCGGCGGUGGUUUCCAGCCAGCAGGUGCUAGUCUGCACAACAUCAUGACUGCACAUGGGCCGGAUGCUGAUUCUUAUGAGAGGGCGAGUAAUGCGGAGUUGAAGCCUGUCAAGGUUGGAGAGGGGAGCAUGGCGUUUAUGUUUGAGAGUAGUUUGAUGUUGGGGAUUACGGAUUGGGGGUUGGAGACUUGUAAGAAGGUGCAGCCUGAUUAUAAUAAGCAUAGUUGGGAGGAGUUGAAGGUCCACUUUAAGAGGCCGUCUUAG
Molecule: messenger RNA, 1239 nt
Organism: Fusarium fujikuroi IMI 58289
Lineage: Eukaryota; Fungi; Ascomycota; Sordariomycetes; Hypocreales; Nectriaceae
Product: probable homogentisate 1,2-dioxygenase
Exons: 3
Coding region: 1-1239 (412 amino acids)
Biological process (GO): L-phenylalanine catabolic process
Cellular component (GO): cytoplasm
Molecular function (GO): homogentisate 1,2-dioxygenase activity
Source: RefSeq, a predicted model, not a curated record